CUUGCAAUCGCGUUCGUGUCCUUUCGACCUCCUGGAAUCCGAGUGAAGAAAAUCAAAAUCAAAAACAUUAGCUGCCAGCUUUACUGAACGCAGCCAAAGCUCUCCCUCCCUGGGCAAUACCUCCCUACAUCAAUUCCUCUUCACGACACACCACCACGCAACCCGGCCUCUUGCGACUCUCGACGGCAAGCCAAGCAUAGAAGACCUGCUGCACCACUCUCGCUCGACUACGAAACCGCUCUCUGACCCGCAGCUGUCACCGGCAGCUUGAAGCUCCCGUCGAUCUGAAGUUGCCCAACCUUCCAACCAUCAGUCCGCGCUUCAUCGCGCCCACGCUGCAAAGAUGCUCAACAUCUUCCGUAUUGCCGGGGACUUGUCCCACCUUGCCAGUAUUGGCAUCCUCCUCCACAAGAUGGUGCAGAUGAAUAGCUGUUCCGGUAUCUCCUUCAAAUCGCAAGCUCUCUACUUCCUGGUCUACAUCACCAGGUAUCUUGAUCUUUUCUCAACCUCAAGUCUCUGGAACGUAGUUUUCAAGAUCCUCUUCAUUACCUCUCAGGGCUACAUCGUGUACCUGAUGACAACUGCCUACAAGCCCACCAACGACCCGAAUCAGGACACCUUCCGUGUCCAGUAUCUCCUCGGCGGAGCUGCCGUCCUGGCCAUCCUCUUCCCAUACUAUUAUACUUUCUGGGAAAUCCUCUGGGCCUUUUCAAUUUGGCUGGAGUCUGUCGCCAUCCUGCCCCAGCUCUUCAUGCUCCAACGCACCGGCGAGGCUGAGACCAUCACCACCCACUAUCUCUUCGCCUUGGGCAUCUACCGUGCCCUGUACAUCCCCAAUUGGAUCUACCGCUACUUGACCGAGGUGAACCACAAGGUCGACUGGAUUGCCCUCAUCGCGGGUGUCAUCCAGACGAUCCUUUACAGCGACUUCUUCUGGAUCUACUACACCAAGGUAAUGAAGGGCAAGAAGUUCAAGCUGCCUGUUUAAGGCGGCCCCCUUCUCGCAGAUGUCUUCGUGCAGCCCCGAGCUAGCAAUUUUCACCGGGUAACGGGCAACACGGAGCAGGAGUCAUGGACGAUGUAGCAAAAGGCUACAGUCAGAUGCUAGAGUUCAUAGCGGCCCAUAGUGGUCCAUGACCUUUCUAUCUCUCUUUUUUUUUCGUCCUCCGGUCUGUCAAUGGAUAUUGAGCUUCUUUUUGCGCACAUCGACAACAAAUCUUUGGCCGUGGUUUGGCAGGGUACGGGAUAUCCUCCAUCAGGAUGGGGUGCAUGGCUGGCGUUGGUAGACAUGGUUAGUUUCGCAUGGGCAGCACGUCAGCCGGCUAGUCACGCACGAGAUUGGUUGAACUGCUGAUAUGAACGUGUCCACAGAUCAAGACGACCGAGAAUGAGAAGAAAGAAGACCGGCACACCCACUGGUAUAUAGAUGGUCAAUGCGAAGAAUGUUACCCAAACACUUCCGAUA
Molecule: messenger RNA, 1465 nt
Organism: Colletotrichum navitas
Lineage: Eukaryota; Fungi; Ascomycota; Sordariomycetes; Glomerellales; Glomerellaceae
Product: ER lumen protein retaining receptor
Exons: 4
Coding region: 344-988 (214 amino acids)
Biological process (GO): protein retention in ER lumen; endoplasmic reticulum to Golgi vesicle-mediated transport
Cellular component (GO): membrane; cis-Golgi network; endoplasmic reticulum
Molecular function (GO): ER lumen protein retrieval receptor activity
Source: RefSeq, a predicted model, not a curated record